UCCAGCCCUCAGUCUGACUCCAAGUGUCCAGCUGCUCACACCGACCAAACGGCUCCGCAGUGGCCAAUCAGCACCAGGUGUGAUCAGGUGAGGGUCGUCAUGACGAUGCUGGGCUCUGUCUUGAGGAUGCUGGACAAGUCUUCAAGUUUGACUCGUCCAAAAGAAGUCCUGAAGGAGACGAAGAGGACGAUCUACGGCAAACCUCCUCGACACCGGGUCGGAGCUGCUCAAAGUUUUUUCGUCAUGUCUGUGUUCGCGGCGGCCAUGUUGGCCCCAGCAGCCUGGAUCCUCUACCACCUGCCAACAUACCGGGAGCGGGCCCAGCAAGGCCCGCGGACCUGACCUUCCUCUUUCUCCUCUUCCUGUUCUUAGUGUGAAACAAUUUGAUCUGGAAUUAAUGUGUCCUGAAACCAGCCAGGCUUUUAUUCUGAAAAACCAGCAUUUAAGAAAAUUCAAGUGUUCAUGAUAGUUUAUCCAUUGUAAAGUUUGUCAUGUCAUCAUCAGAAGUUAAUUUUUCCUUGCGAAACUCACCUGUCGUCUUUUCAAAAUAAAAGCGUCCUGUGA
Molecule: messenger RNA, 564 nt
Organism: Poeciliopsis prolifica (blackstripe livebearer)
Lineage: Eukaryota; Metazoa; Chordata; Actinopteri; Cyprinodontiformes; Poeciliidae
Product: COX8 domain-containing protein
Exons: 2
Coding region: 100-342 (80 amino acids)
Biological process (GO): mitochondrial electron transport, cytochrome c to oxygen
Cellular component (GO): mitochondrion
Source: RefSeq, a predicted model, not a curated record